Molecule: messenger RNA, 3353 nt
Organism: Athene cunicularia (burrowing owl)
Lineage: Eukaryota; Metazoa; Chordata; Aves; Strigiformes; Strigidae
Exons: 3
Coding region: 1-1248 (415 amino acids)
Source: RefSeq, a predicted model, not a curated record
AUGGCCCCCUCCGCCACAGCCCUGGCACUCUGCGUGGCACUGCUCCUCGCCCGGUGGACACACGGGCCUCUGUGCCAUGUGCACUGGGGACUCUGCCUUUCCCCUCUCACCUGGGAAUGUUCCUCUCUCGCAGGGAGCGCGGAGCUUGUCCUGAGCAUCGUCAGCUCCUCCUUCGUCACCCUGUUGCUCUUGGGCCUCCUGGGAGCAAUGCUGGUGUGCACCUACGUCAAGAAACCCGUGAGGCCGCCAUCCGUCCUGAAGUCUUUCAUAAAGCAGAGCUCGCUCUGGAUGGAGCAGGAGUCCUCGUCCUCGGGCAGCCCGGACACAGACCCCAUCCAGCAACUGUUCCUGUGCCAGAAGGAGCCCCAGCGGGACAGUGGCCCGCAUGGCAGCACCGGCACAGCCCAGCUGCCCCCGGAGAAGGGCUGGAGGGUCCCAGCGUGGCCCGAGGACCAGCUGUGCCUGCUGGGGCCUGGGGCUGUGUGGAGCAGGGACAGCAGCUGCACCAGCACCGACAGCGGCAUCUGCCUGCACACCUCCUCCUCCGACCUGAGCUGCUCCUCCGGCCCCCAGCCCCAGGGCUACAAGCGGCAGCUCCCCACUGGCGACGACAGCGGCGUGGGCUUGGAGAACGCCUGCCCUGGCCCCACGGGCUCCUCCGGCAGCUGGACCACCAGCCCCAUGGCGGCCGGGCAGCCCUGUGGAGGGGAGCUCGGCCUCCCCGCUGCUGCCAGCCAGGACGGCCAGCAAGCCGCGGAGUUCCGCGGGUACCUGCAGCAGUCCAAGGGCAUGGUGGAGCCCAGGCAGGACCCUGCCAAGCGGGUGCCCUUCCCGGGCUGUGCAGGAUCCCCACAGGGCCCGGGCAGCGCCAACAUUGUGCUGGAUAUCGAGUGCUCCGAGCUGGCUGUGGCCAAAGGGUAUUUGAAGCAGUCUUCUCCUGAGCAUCCCCACAGCCACGCACAGGACCUUCCUCCACGGGGCGCCCCUCGGGAGCCCACUGCAUGGGACCUCUCCAGCCUGGUGGGGCCCCGAGCCCCCACUCUGCUGAGCUAUGGGGCUCCAGGUGCUCCCUUGGCCUCCAAAGCCAGCCCCGAGCUCCUGAAAGCUCCCUUUGACCUGAGCAUCUUCAACACUGACAUCCUGGAGACGCUGCCCCUCAUCUCCAGCCUCAGCACCAAUAAGUGGCACACGCUGCAAAUCAACGCCCUGAGCCUGCUCAACGGGGACAGCAAGGACAGCCGCCUGUGAGCCGUCCCCGUGCCAGGGAGCGGGCGCCCGCCAGCCCCGCACGCUGACCCAACUACCUCUUCUAGCCACUGCCCGUGGAGAGCAGCUACUCCGAUAAGCUACCGCCGACCCCGGAAUGUUCACACAUCGAGCUGGGCGGUGCCCCAGCCAAGACUCGCCCGAGAAGCACCAGCUCAGCUAUUCUGGGGCUGCUGUGGCCCUGGUACCGCUGCGGCCAGCCCCUGGCGCGCCAUGCGCCGUCCCUCCAGCCAGGAUCUGGUGCAAAGCUGACAAGAGCUGGCGAGGGGCUGCGCUGGAGGGGCUCACCCCCACCCCGCCUCUGACCACUGUGCCCAAGGAUACACCCCAGGAUGUUUCCAAAGGGCGAUCCCGCCUCACCUGCCCUCCCCAGCAGCUCAGCACGGGGCACGCAGCCCCUGGGCUCAGGGUCACCCUCGGGGUCAGGGCUGGCACUAGCCCUGCCCUUCCCCUCCCCACUUCCCCCUGUCCCAGGCGAGCGCUGGGCUCCUCCAGCUGACGUCCACGCUGCUGACGCCAUCCAAACCUUUCACAACACAGACAGCAAAAGCAAAGAACAGCCUGACAUCAGCCAUCCUGCUGCUGGGAGCGUGGGGCUCCCACGCUGGCUGGCCUCCCUUGGAGGCAGCGAGGGACUUUCCUGACCCUACAGAGACCUCGCAGCGUUCAGCCCCUAGGACAGAGGCCCGGGGUGCUGGCUACCUCUGACGGGGUGCAGGACAUGUGCAGCAGCUGCUGUAUGAGCCUAGCGUGAGUCACAGCAGCCCCGCCCACGCUACGGUCCAUGUUCUGCCACUAUUGUGUACAGACAUUAUUUAUUCUAUUUAAUUUGUAAAUACAGAAAGGAUGUGGUGUUAUUUAUUUGGUCUGCUCAUCUGACAUCCUCUUCUAAGGUCAAGCUACGCUUUCUGUUUCCAGAUACAGACUUUCCCUUGCAGGAAGGGGCAACAUGCCUUCGCCUCACUUGGGGAAGGGCAUUUCCACAUCACGACUGGGAAAAAAGCAAAACCAAGCCAGGCCACCGAGAGCUUCCCGCUCAUCUGAGGCCCAGGGCAGUGGUGGCAGGCAAGCGCUGUGUUGUGGGAGCACACAGCAGAGGAGCAGCGGGGAAAAGGACCUGGGCAGCUCGCGGCGAUUUCACAGGGGUGCCCUGGGCGCGCAGCGCGUCCCGCGGGGCAGCAGCUCGGUCACACACACCAGGGAAGGACAGCAGCAGCUCUAGGGAGGAGCAGAACAAGUUGAAAACGGGGGGUGGGGGAAUAGUUUCUGUCAGAAUGGAAACAAGCCUGAAAUGGGAACAACUUACCGUGGGCUACAUUUGACUACUGCCGGGCCACUGAAGAGUUUUUCCAGAAGUCGUUGGUUUCCAAGAACCUUCACGGUGGGAUAGUCCCAUUGAAACUGUUAGUGGAAACCCAGCUUGGGGAGUGCUUUUGUUCAGGUGAAAACAUGACUCACGUCAGGAGAAGGGCUGCUGACGCGUUGCAGUUUCCUCCUGUUACGUCUGACGUUGCGCUGCUCCACUCGAUACGCUCCGUGUGCCACGCGGAGGGCUGGCCCGUGGCCAUGCUGGCCCUCCCGCUGCUGAUGCCAGCCGUGGGCAUCCUCCUGCCCUUCCAUUUCCACCAUCCCUUCUGCUUCUGGGUAUUUUGGGGUUUGGGUGGUUUUUGUUUUUAUCUUUUCUUUUUUGCAACUUCCUCUGAAAACGGAGUCAUCAAAAUUAAACGUGACUUUUUUUUCCUUUCCUUUCAAAUGCUCCUGACGUCACCUCUCUGGCCGGGUCCCACGCAGUGCCAGGUGCUGCCGGUUCCUACGAGCUGCAAAAGGCUGCAGCCAGCAGCGUCCAGGGGCAGCACCCAGGGCUGAGAGAGGCGGCAUUUCCCCCCUCCCCGCCGCGAGCAGCCAGGGCUCUCCUUUCAACGAAACCCAGAGGAGUUUGUCAGAAAGCCACGGACCACGUGCUUUGGCUUCGAUAACCGGGAGCGUGGACAAUCCCUCCAGCUCUGGAAAUCCCAGAUGCUCACAUUUUCCUGAAUUAAGCCACAGCCUAACACACGGAGGACAUGUGGCUCUGACUCCUGCAAGCG